AUGGAAGCAGGAAAUACAGAAGAAGUUGAAGAAGAACCAGACAAAACAUACAUCAAAGAAAAAAACCCUGCAGGUAAAAGGCAAGUGCUGCUACAAUGGAGAAAUGGCCAAGUAAAAAAGAAAAAAGAGCAAGAUGAAGAGAUUACAAAUGAGAACUUUGAAACUGAAGCAAAAAGAUUUAAUCGGAAGACAAACAAGCAUGCGCAGCGUAAAGGAAAAGACAAACUAUUAGAUAGCUCACAGUCAAAUCUCUUCAGUAACCCAAAAGCAWUGUCAGAAUCUCAAACAUACAACAACCAGCAGCAAGAGGGCGAAGAAAAGGAGUAUGACACUAAUAAUAUGUGGGCAGAAUUAGAACAUGUACUCGGYGAAACACCACGCACAGCUGCCGCAUGCAUGAAUCUAGCAAAAAAUGCUGAAUUUAAAGGGUUCCGCAAACGACGCCCAAAGAAACAAAAGAAAGCUAAGCGUACUUUUCGCAGUGAAUGUCGAAAAAGAUCAAGUUCCAAAGACAGUUCGUUGGCUUUUCCUGAGCAAGAAGGUGAUUACGGGGAAGAAAAAGGAAACGGGUGUAUCGAUGACAGACAGCUGUUUUCUCCUUACAUGGAAUAUUGUCCAAAAAACUCAAAACCUUUAAGAAAAAUAUUUGAAAGGUUUUCGUACAAUUUGAGCAACUCACCAUCAGAGAGAGACAUACAAGAAAUAGACGCAAAGGCAGAUAUAAAGGCUGAAAGAUGGGUGUACAACGUCCUGACGAUUCCYGACUACAGGGACAGUCCUGAACUAUACUGUACUACCAAUGAUCCCUCCACACCAUCCCCUCCCUUGGAAGCAAAGCCAUCUGAAGAAAGGUUCGAAACAUCACGAUGGACAAACGAAGCGAUACUGGAGUUUGGUAAAGAUGAUGUUGAUCAAGAAUCAAGGCCAUUUAUGGGUGAACCUGAAGAAUCAUUAGAUAUCAUUCAGACCCUACCCAACGUUGUCCCAAGGCACGAAUAUGACGGUUUUCCGAUAUAUCGCUCGCAUUGCAUUAAUAACGAACCUGAGACAGGCCGAAUAGCAUCGCAAGGCAUGAUGGGACUGAGCAAGUUGAUUAGACGAUCAAACUCUGCGYACACAAAGGAUCAAGUACAACCGUUUAGUUGGCCUGUAGACCAACCUUACUAUCUAAAUGGUGGUURUGAAAGAUCAAUGGAGGAACAAAUAUAUAUGUUGGACGAGGAUCAGUUAACAACAUUCAAUGCUCUCUUCGAUAGAAUGGAGUUGUUGUAACCCAUGUCCUCUACAUUUAAACAAUAUCAUGUUAUUAAUAAAUA
Exaiptasia diaphana is the source of this 1316-nucleotide messenger RNA. RefSeq lists its product as uncharacterized. The transcript is spliced from 4 exons. Lineage: Eukaryota; Metazoa; Cnidaria; Anthozoa; Actiniaria; Aiptasiidae. The record is from RefSeq and is a predicted model, not a curated record. The coding region runs from base 1 to 1272 and encodes 423 amino acids.